Macroventuria anomochaeta is the source of this 659-nucleotide messenger RNA. RefSeq lists its product as uncharacterized. Lineage: Eukaryota; Fungi; Ascomycota; Dothideomycetes; Pleosporales; Didymellaceae. The transcript is spliced from 2 exons. The record is from RefSeq and is a predicted model, not a curated record. Bases 251 to 583 code for a protein of 110 amino acids.
CUGGUAGUUCCCCACCUACUAGUGACAGUAUCGAGGAAGAGGCCGUGAUCAACGUUACCGUUGACGGUGUCAAUGGGGGAAGGAAGUAUUCAGAAUCGUGAUGUAUUCAGAGCUACCUACAUGGUGUUUAUCUACACGGGAGGGAGCCUAUAGGGAAGAGCCGCAGUGAAGGUGCGGGCUGACAGACGGUAAUCGCGGCUCUUGCUGGACAAUCGAGCCAGACGAGUGCUUCUAUAGUACUGCUAAUAGAAUGAGGGGUGUUGCGUUCACGCAAGAUGGGAAGCGCUACCACCAAAACUACCAGUUCGCCGAGCUCAAGAUUGUUGAAGAGGUCGAAGGAUCUGGAGAUCUCAAAGGCUUGCGCAAGAAGGUGGAGCCGAAGGGUUGCAUCGAAGUGUCAUACCGCUGGAUCACCAAUUUCAGACCUUGCGAGAGGUCCGAGAAGCGCAGCAACCCUGUCAAGCCUUCCACGCAAGAUACCGAGGACCCAGGCGCACCGAUACUACAAAGGCAGCUGCCAACGAUCGGUGCGAUUCCAGAGAAGGUUUUGAAGGGUGAUAUUCGCUCGCACCAAGCCAUGUGAGGACUCAGAGUAUUUCUGCCCUGACACAUGGAGCUGGUAGUCAAACAGCUUAGGUGAGCCCAAAGCCAAAAAAAAA